CCAAGCAAGCUGUCACAGAUUGAUGAUUGGUGCUGGGAAGUGAAAGACUGCCAUAUUUCACAUUCAGGAUCCAAGUGAAAUGGAUGUCAGUUCAAAAACCGUGGUUGUUACUGGAUUUGGGCCCUUUAGACAGCAUCUUGUUAACUCUAGCUGGGAAGCAGUGAAGGAGCUGUCCAAACUUGGCCUUGGCAGUGAGGUAAACCUACACAUCGCGGAACUACCAGUGGCUUACCAAAAAGCAAAAGAGCUUGUCUGUGAAAUAUGGGCAACACUUCAGCCCCAUCUUGUGAUUCAUGUUGGCCUGGAUUCUGCUUCCAAAGCCAUCAUCAUUCUGGAGCAGUGUGGAAAGAACAGAGGCUACAAAGAAAGAGAUCUCUGUGGGUUUCUCCCGGAAGAUGGCUGUUGUGUCCUAGAAGGCCCAGAAAGAAUUGAGUCUACAAUCAACAUAAAGGGAGUCUGGAAAAAACUUCUGGUAGAAGGGAUCGAUAUCGUUUUCUCCAGAGAUGCAGGAAGGUAUAUCUGUGAUUUUACAUAUUACACGUCACUUUACUAUGGUAAUGGAAGAGCUGCAUUUAUCCAUGUGCCUCCACUAUCCAAGUGGGUAACAGCAGAAUUUCUUGGAAGAAAGCUGCAGACCAUUAUCUUAGAAAUGUUGAAGCAAGGCAAGCAGUAAAACAGACUUGAUGACACUAAAGCUAAAACUCACUGGAAACCCAGAGCCUCGUGUGUGUACUUGGAACUCCUGCUUGUAUGAACGUCUGCCUUCAGUGGAGUAAAUAGUUCUGGUCACACAAAGAGAUGGAAGAGGAAAAUUCCUUUUUGGAACAACAGUCUGCCUGCCUACAACUGAGCCUUGCACAGAUGGAAGAAGCCAAUGUUUCAAAAAAUCCCUUACCUAUAUAUUAAAGGCUGCAAACAUUUUGAGUAGGUUAGAAAACUAUGGAAAUAAUUUACUAGGCUUUUAAAAUAUUCCUAUGUGUGUAACUCUAAUUUUGGUAAAGAAUUUUUUUUCACGAUUCAUUCACAUCCCUUUGUCGAGGAGAACAAUCCAAAGUGAACAAGAAAAAUCCUUGGAAAAGUUAAAGAACAUAUACAAUAAAAUCCUAGGCAGUUAUUUCAGUCUAAACCCAAUGGGAACUC
Messenger RNA from Eublepharis macularius, 1140 nucleotides. RefSeq names its product pyroglutamyl-peptidase I like (gene PGPEP1L). Gene Ontology annotation, molecular function: pyroglutamyl-peptidase activity. The coding region runs from base 80 to 673 and encodes 197 amino acids. Gene Ontology annotation, biological process: proteolysis. The record is from RefSeq and is a predicted model, not a curated record. Gene Ontology annotation, cellular component: cytosol. The transcript has 6 exons. NCBI's taxonomy places the organism in Eukaryota, Metazoa, Chordata, Lepidosauria, Squamata, Eublepharidae.